Messenger RNA from Varroa destructor (honeybee mite), 4994 nucleotides. It is a transcript of the gene MetRS-m, whose product is annotated as Methionyl-tRNA synthetase, mitochondrial. The record is from RefSeq and is a predicted model, not a curated record. Lineage: Eukaryota; Metazoa; Arthropoda; Arachnida; Mesostigmata; Varroidae. Gene Ontology annotation, biological process: methionyl-tRNA aminoacylation. Gene Ontology annotation, molecular function: methionine-tRNA ligase activity; ATP binding.
UUGAGUUAAUCGAACGAGUCGGACAUCGACUACAAAUAAAUUAAAUGAAUUGAGUUUGUUGUUCGAUCUUCCGAAACAUCUUUUUGUGGCAUGAGAAGCGACAGAGAGAUGCAAUGUCGAGGUUUUUUGUGACGACGCCGAUUUUUUACGUCAAUGCGGCGCCGCAUCUUGGACACUGCCAUACAUUGGUAUUAGCUGAUGCCAUCAAUAGACUGCAGAAGUUGCGGUAUCCUAACAAGAAAACACUGUUCAGCACUGGAACAGACGAGCAUGGCAUAAAGAUCCAGCGGGCAGCUCGUACUUCCGGCAUGCCUGAAAUAAUUUUUUGCAACAAAAUAUCAGCCAAAUUUCGUACACUUUGUGAUGAGAUCGGUACUUCGCACGACCACUUUAUUCGCACGACGGAUGAAAAUCAUAAAGCAUGUGUUGCAAGCGUAUGGGAAACCUUGGUUCAGCGUGGACAUAUCUACAAAGGACAAUAUGAGGGCUGGUAUUCAACUUCUGAUGAGAACUUUGUAACAGACGUUAAAGAAAUUGAACAAAAAGGAAUGAAGGUAACUGUCAGCGUAGAAUCGGGAAAUCCAGUUGAGUGGGUCAAAGAGGAGAAUUACAUUUUUCGAUUAGGAUCCUUUAAGGAUGACCUCCUGCAUUGGCUAGACACAGAACCGUCUUUAGUUCAGCCUUCAAAAUUUCAGAGAAUUCUUCGCUCCUACAUAGAACCAGGCCUCCAGGAUUUAUCUGUCUCGAGAUGUCGUAGCCGCGCGCAUUGGGGUAUCCCUGUUCCUGGGGAUUCUUCUCAGACGAUUUACGUUUGGCUGGAUGCUCUGACCAACUACUUGACUGUUGCUGGUGAACCUCUGGGUCGUGCAUAUGACCCGGCGUCCUCUCAAGUUUGGCCUCCAUCACUGCAUGUAAUUGGCAAGGACAUCUUGAAGUUUCAUGGAGUUUAUUGGCCGGCUUUUCUUAUGGCGGCUGGCUUGCAACUUCCCCAAAAAAUUCUUUGCCAUUCGCAUUGGACUGUUGAAGACAAAAAGAUGUCGAAAUCUCGUGGAAACGUCAUUUGUCCACUCGAUCUCGUUCCCGUUGUACAACCAGACGGCCUAAGAUAUUUCCUCUUACGAGAGGCUGUACCACACAGUGAUGCCAAUUUCAGUGAGGUAAAGAUAAAGCGAAUCUUGAACGCUGAGUUGGCAAAUUCGUUGGGGAAUCUUUUGAAUCGAUGUACGUCAAGCACAGUAAACCAGAAUCAAAUGAUACCACGAUUUCCUGAAACUGACCUGCCACUCGCGAAGACACCUCUACAAAUCAUUGAGAACGCACUGACCUUGUCGGACCAGGUUGGGUCAUCAUUUGCUGAAGGAAACUUCUAUUUGGGCAUAGACUUAAUUCAAAAAGUGCUUCGCGAUACGAAUGCGUUUGUUCAAGAGGCCAAACCGUGGGAACUAGCUAAAGUUAGCAAAAAAUCGCUGCCCGCGCGACAUCAAUUAAACAUUACUCUUCACACUGCGCUAGAGGUGCUUCGCAUCGUGGGUAUUUUAUUACAGCCAGUAAUACCAAGAAUCAGUCAACAGUUACUGGACACGUUGCGAGUUGAAGGCAGAAAUUGGACUGACGCAUCUCUGCGCAGGCAAAAUGAUGUCCCAUUAGGCCGUAAACAGACAUUGUACACGCGAUUGAAAUGAAAAAGUAAAUGUACAUUUUCGGUGGCCGCAUUUUGAACGGGCGAAAAAUUCGCAUUGUAUAGGUAAUUCUACGGGUUCAACUUACAAAUUGUUCAAAUUCCAAACCAGAAAAAUAACGUUAUUUUUCUUUUUAUAUACGCUGAUUAUCUAUUAAAUGGUAGCAUACGAAUUUAUAAAAAAUAGGAAAAUUUACGCUUGAUAAUUAUUACAGUCAGAAACUAUGGUACUUCCCGGGAAGUUAGGUCGAGGAACGUUGUCGAUCAAGCGGUGCUUGAGAAGAUAAGAGUAUAAAUAAGAUUCAAUUUAUAUAUAAUGUUUUUUAGUGUGUGUUAGAUAUGAGCAUAUUUAUUACAUGCUAUUUUAUAUCAUCAAAUUUGGUCAUAUAUAUUUCUAAAUUAAAGCGUGAACAAUUUGAAACAUCUUUUUUUGGUCAGCGCCGUAUCAGCUUGUAACAAAAAGAAGCUGCCAAACUAACAAAAACCGUGCUUCUGCUAAACGACAUUUUUGGCAAACUACGGUUGUUUCUUCCUAGAAAACUAACAAGUUUACAUAUGAACUAUUUUUUUUUUACAUUACAGUGUCAACAAAUAAAACCUUCCCUAUUUUUCCGCCCACUUCAAAAAAUACAUCUGCAAGCUACUUUCCUCCAAGUAACUCAAUUUUUAUUCUCAGUUUUAGUAUAUUUUUUAAUAUACGGGAUUUCGUUGUUUUAUAUAAUUAUCACCGUCGUUGUUUUUGCUAUGAUACUGCUUGGAUUUGAUAGCCGCUCCCCAACAAAGCGGAUUCUCUUUUCAUUCAUUUCGUUUUCGUAUUUUACUCUAUUAUCACUCGUUACAGUGCUCAUUAUAUUAUUGCAUUAUAUGUGCUAUAUACUUUUACUGCUAUUGUUCCUAUUAUUAUCAACAAUAAGCGGAUUAUGGAAUUCCUCGUUGUCUUUCUUUUAGCUGGCGUGCAUGGCCUACUCGCUCCAAUCACGCUCAUUUUUUCUAAAAUUUUUUGUCGAUUAACGUCAUAUUCAGAUCAGAUAGUAUAACAGAUCCUCGACAAUCCAAGUCAACAGCACAGAUCUUUCCUUCCCGUGGCAGGGCCUCAACAAGCGGCGAUACUGUAUUAAACUGCGUUCUACUUCGAUUGCCCCGUACUUUCUUCGAAGUACUAUCAUCAUUUUCGCAUUAUCUUUUCUAAAGGCGCAUUAUAUAUGUGUGUAUGCUUUCUGUUCAAAAUAACAAGUAUUUCUUUAGCAUUGCAUUAGGUAUAUCAUUCAUAUAUAGAAUAGAGGCAGUUUUCUCUUGUCGAUCAACCGGUACGUCAUUCAUCCGUUAAUCUAAUAAAAGAAAAUAUCUUCAAUCGUGCCUGCCCAAAAAUUGCUUUCAGGGCCCCUGCGGAGAACGACAACCAGUAUUGCUUUUCGAUCUAUACGCAGUCACGGCUUCUGUUUGUAUAUAUAUAUACCAGUUCUACUUUUCAAAUGAUUCAGCCUGUUGUCAACAGAUUCUUUGUACGCGAUUUCGAUUUUUCUUUUACCAGCGUCAUUAUCUUGUUCAAAUAAGAUAUAUAUUUAUAUAUGGGUGAAUAUCAUCUUCAUAUAUAUACAGGAGCUAAAGCCACCUCAUCCAUUUUAUCACCGUACCAUUUUUAUACAUCCAUUAACCUUAUGUGCUAACCUCUGCUUUAGAGGAAACACAAAUUAUGGGAAAAUUGUUCGAGAUAAAAUAAGGGAACUUCUGGUAAAAAUCUGAAAUUAAAAUAAAAUGUUGCCUUUCUAUAUACUAGGUCUAUUAGUCGACAGGCACAAAUCUACACGUGGUGCCGAUCGAGAACCCACGAUACGCGACGCGUUCGUAUACCUGAAAUUUCUAUUUUAGGGUGAAAAACGACCGACUCGACAUAAUGUGACAACUCAAAAGCAGAACGAACAUGUAAGGCAAAGGCAACAGCAAGUAGCAUAUGUAUGUACAAAAGCCAUUAUUUUUUAUUGUGUAAAUGGGUCCAGAUGCGUAUAUUAGCCCAGCUCCGGCCGAAAAUAGGUAAAGCUCAAGGAGCAAGGUUGAACCUAAUUACCAUCACCCAUCUGGUUUUUUAUUCGCGACGUUGCAUCUUGCUGAAAAUGCUAUAUUUAUUAGCACUGUUUAAGCUUAUUGGAUCGCAAUAGUGUGAUGAUAAUAAACAUUCUUAGUGGCUUUCUUCGCUUCGUAGGGAAUUUUUUAUCGAUUUAAUCUCUUCGUUUCGUAGAAACAUGCAUGAUAAGUACUCAUACGUUCGUCGACGAAUGAUCUACGGGUUUCGAGUUGUUCACAUCUUAGGUCCUAUUUAGAGUUAUCUUCGAUAAAUUGCCUCGUGGAAAAUCAAUUUGGAAAACUAUUAUUGCUUCUAAUGUUAUUCCUUCAGCGACGUUUUCUGAAAGUGCACUCAAUAGCAAACCAAAAGGAAGAGCUAUUAAUAACUUCGCAAGGAAACGCCGUAGGGAAGAAGUUUCUUUAAGAGGUGGAAUUACUAGGACUUAAUGCAUGACAAUAAGACGCAGUUACGAAUCUCAAAACCGAGCAGGUUUUAGUGAAAGUUAUGCGGAACCCGUUCCACAUGCUGUGUCAAACUGUGAACUAUGAAAACUAUGCAGCUACUAUGUCUUAUAUAAAAAUAUAGACAUAAAAUAUGCCUGUCGAGAAAAACCAGCUUCUUUUCCUUCAAGAACACAAUAUGUGAGUAAAAAAAGCGACAAAAAUAUUGUCAAAAUACUUAUCAUUGUUACUCUUAUCAGUACUUAUUUUCUUAUUAUUAUUAUUAUUAUUGUUGUUGUGGUGAUUCACGAAACAUCAAUUACUUCGAGAACAGUACACAUGUCUAUCGUCAUGGUCGCACAUUAUAACGUCCUUAGUAAGUUUUCUUCUUACUAAGGUAAUUAAAAAUUAAGAUGACACCAAUUAUAUUAUCAUCAACUUAGACCCUCAAUAAAAAUUCUACUGAUUAAAGAAACAAUCACGUAACAUUGAGGGCUAAUUAUUUAUAAAGGAAGAGCUUCCUUUCAUAAGGGAAUGAAUGGAGUAUAUUAAAAGAUCUAGAAGCCAUGUAGGUUUAAAUUAUUACUUCGCAAUCCAAAUUCAUAAACUUCCAUCGGAUUAGGCACAGUUUCAUUCGUUUUUAACUUUCUCGUUAACUUAAUCCGUUAGCUACUUCUGGUGUUUUGGGGUAAUAGUACAGAAGUCAUUGUUUAGGCGACAUUACAACACGUUUCGAUUAAGCUUGAUUUACUUACAUCGUUCACAGAAUAGCGCUAUGUGUUUCCACAAUGGCAAUAGUAGUAUCAAGAUUACA